AUGGGGCGUAAGAAGUCUAGAUCACCGGCUGCCCAGCAGGCACACGUGGUUAGCAACAACCAUGGCCCCAUCGGACCACCCCGUUUCGAUAAAUACAGCAAGUUAAUCAAAAGAUUCUACGAACAUUUACUGGUCUUGUACGAGUACGACUCGGUUCGUGGCGAGCAUACAGCCGAAAAUCCAGAACCGGGUUUAGGUCGCUUCCUUGACGACCUUGCAUUUCUCUGCGAGUAUGAGAAAGGUGGAAACGCUUGUACCGCGAUAGGAGUCCAAGACUCUGAGGAGCUCUUCAUUUUUUGGGUUGCUGCAAAUUUUGACUCCCGCAAGAAAAUUGUCCCAUUUUUGGAAAGAUUACUCAAGGAGUUUGCCAAUCUAUCACCAGCAUCUUCAGCUGCCACAUCGGACCAUGAACAUCGGCUCAAGGAUUUAUGCAUAAACUAUGCACGAUUGAAGAUCAAAGCUUUGAAGGAUUUGCUGCUCCGCGCCACCUCUGACUGUCAUAGCCGAACCCAAAAUCCCAUCUUCGCGCUCUGGCGCGAACAAUUCAACAGUUGCCCCAGCGAUGUGGCCGUGUGCGAACUGGCAUACAGACUGCGAAAUUCAGAUGAAAUAAAAACAAUCGAGGUGAUGGCUCAAGAACCGACAUAUAUAAAAUCUUCUGCGGAGCGAAAGUCACCGUUUGGUCAAGUGAGGCAUUAUGUCGGUCGCCUGGCACAUUACGUUCGCGUCGUACGGCGCCUCAUUCACGAUAUUCAUUCAGUCGCAGUCAGAGAUUUGAUCACCAAUCCUUUUCGUGUCGAGGCAGUCCCAUUAGCAACAUGUGUCGACCUGCCACGUCCAGACAAUCUCACCACACUAGAUGGCAUCUGUACCAGAAUGCUCGAAGCAAAUGACCCGUUCCUGGACCAGCUAAAACGAGAAUUCGCAAAUCGCAACAUUGUCGAGAAAAUCAUGGCACAUUAUGAGAAUUUCAAAACCCCUCGUGUGCAUGCAGAGAUACAGGUAUUGGAUUUCUUUCACAUUAAUGGAAUCAGGUGGGCUAGGGACGACAGGUAUGUUGGAUGUAGUAAGGCGGCUUGCUUCUGUUGUCAGCGCUAUUUCCGUCACCACCCUGCCAGGCCUAAAGAGCCUCAAUCACAUCAGAAAGUCUGGCCGAUGUGGGGUCCAAUGUUGCUGAAGUCGCGAUCUGAGGAUGCUCGGUAUGUCGAACAGAGGGACAUUUUGAACAGUAUCAUAAACGACAUCCGUAGGGAGUUGAUCGAUCAGAUCAAAGCAGGACAUGGACGACAUUCUUGGCACGAAGACACUCGCACAGAUAUUACCAGGUCUACAGCUGAUGCUAAGGUGGAGCAUUCACGCAGAUUUUCUUUGCGCUUGGGUGAUGUCCGCAUUGACAGCUCGGAUGGUCAAGACGAUCCCAGUAAUACCGAUAGCGAGACAAUCAGUUCUGAACAGCACAUUUUUGACGUCGAGCCUGUUUCGACUGACAUUGAACAUGAGGGCUCUUACAGUUCAGACACUAGCACGGAUGAGGACUACGAUUCUGAUGGAGGUGCCUUGCUAUAG
This is a messenger RNA of Truncatella angustata, 1566 nucleotides long. RefSeq lists its product as uncharacterized. The record is from RefSeq and is a predicted model, not a curated record. NCBI's taxonomy places the organism in Eukaryota, Fungi, Ascomycota, Sordariomycetes, Amphisphaeriales, Sporocadaceae. Bases 1 to 1566 code for a protein of 521 amino acids. The transcript is spliced from 2 exons.